AUGAAGACGAUAAAUCAGAACCAGACCGUCAAAAUUCCAGAUGGAAUUUCGAUUUCCGUGAAAUCGAGAAAAGUAAUAGUCAAGGGACCCCGUGGCACCCUAAGACGAAAUUUCACUCACAUGGCUGUAGAUAUCAGGAAGGUAAAUGCCAAAGAAAUUAUGGUCGAAAAGUGGUUUGGUAUCAGAAAGGAGUUGGCAGCUGUUAAGACAGUUUGUUCCCACAUCGAGAACAUGAUCAAAGGAGUUACUAAAGGAUUCAGAUACAAGAUGAGGUCUGUCUAUGCUCAUUUCCCCAUCAACGUUUCCAUUUCUGAAAACAACUCCCUCGUCGAGAUUAGAAACUUUUUAGGUGAAAAGAUCAACAGGCAAGUUAAAAUGUUGCCUGGAGUUACCUGUGUAGCCUCAAAAGACAUGAAAGAUGAGUUUAUACUCGAUGGUAACGACAUAGAAUUGGUUUCCAGAUCAGCUGCCCUGAUCCAACAGUCGACAACGGUUAAGAACAAGGACAUCCGAAAGUUCUUGGAUGGUAUCUACGUCAGUGAGAAGGGCACAGUGGUUCAAGAAAAUUAA
This is a messenger RNA of Helobdella robusta, 570 nucleotides long. RefSeq lists its product as hypothetical. The coding region runs from base 1 to 570 and encodes 189 amino acids. Lineage: Eukaryota; Metazoa; Annelida; Clitellata; Rhynchobdellida; Glossiphoniidae. The transcript has 4 exons. Gene Ontology annotation, cellular component: cytosolic large ribosomal subunit; ribosome. Gene Ontology annotation, biological process: cytoplasmic translation. Gene Ontology annotation, molecular function: rRNA binding; structural constituent of ribosome. The record is from RefSeq and is a predicted model, not a curated record.